Messenger RNA from Lotus japonicus, 1980 nucleotides. RefSeq names its product plant UBX domain-containing protein 7. Gene Ontology annotation, molecular function: ubiquitin binding. NCBI's taxonomy places the organism in Eukaryota, Viridiplantae, Streptophyta, Magnoliopsida, Fabales, Fabaceae. The transcript has 10 exons. The record is from RefSeq and is a predicted model, not a curated record. Gene Ontology annotation, biological process: proteasome-mediated ubiquitin-dependent protein catabolic process. The coding region runs from base 272 to 1630 and encodes 452 amino acids. Gene Ontology annotation, cellular component: nucleus.
ACUACAAAAAAUAAAAAUCUUCAUGGAUGACACGUUUGGGAUCCAAGAUUUUGAUUGAAGGAUAAACAAGAUUUUGAUUUUGUAGGAUAAAUGAAAAGGCUUUUUUGCUUGUACGAAGAGGCUAUUAUCUGUCUGUCUAGUAGGUUCAGCAAACUGACUGAACAACAAUGCAUCACGCUUCUUCGUUUUAUGAAUCUUGACCUUCCCUUCCACUUCGAAACCCUAAUUCCCAAAUUCUCGACGAACGAAUCGCACCACCGCAUCGGAAUCAAUGGAGGGAGUGUUAUCCGCCAUUGAGCAACAGAGCAUGGUCUCUUCCUUCCUCGAGGUCGCUCAGGGUCAGACCGCCGACACCGCCAGACAAUUCCUCCAGGCCACGAGUUGGAAACUUGAGGAAGCUCUUCAGCUGUUCUUGAUUGGUAAUGAAGCUGGGGCAGUGCCGCCGCCUUCGUCACACACUCCGCCUUUAGAAAAUGCUGAUUCCUGGACUGAUCAUCAAACUUCAAGUGAACCAAGGAAGGAUGCUGCAAAUGAAAGUAGUGGCCAUAAUGAUGGAGAAGAUGUACGUCCUCCCUUACCUGUGAUAAGGGAAACUCUUUAUGACGAUGCAAUGCUGUUUGGAGCAUCAAGGUUUGGACAGCGUCCACAGGAACCAAACGCCCUAGUUGCAUUUCGUAACUUUGAAGAGGAAAUGAGACGUCCAGGGGUUUGGGAAUCAGAUCAAGGUGCUGCCUCAACACCUGAGAGUUCUCGUGAUAAUCUUGCUUCACUUUAUCGCCCUCCUUUUCAUCUGAUGUUCAAUGGUUCUUUUGACAAGGCAAAAGGUGCUGCUUCCUUGCAGGACAAAUGGUUAUUGGUGAACAUACAAUCUAACAAGGAAUUCAGCUCACAUAUGCUUAAUCGGGAUACAUGGGCCAAUGAAGCUGUUUCUCAGACCAUCAGUACGAACUUCAUAUUCUGGCAGGUGUAUGAUGAUACAACUGAAGGCAAAAAGGUUUGUACUUAUUACAGACUGGAUUCUAUUCCUGUUGUGCUUAUUAUCGAUCCCAUCACUGGCCAAAAGAUGCGUUCCUGGUCUGGAAUGGUUCAACCUGAAAGCUUGUUGGAAGGUUUACUAGGAUUCCUUGAUGCUGGCCCUAAGGAUCAUCACACUACCUUAUCUCACAAGCGUCCUAGAGGAAGUACUAGCCCACCAAAAGCUAAAGUCAUAGUAGAUGAGAGUAAAGAGGAGGAUGAGGAAGUUCAAAGAGCUCUGGCAGCUUCAUUGGAAGGCAUGACUGGAGGAGAUAAUAUAGAUGUUGAUGUUGCUGUCAAUCAGCAAGAAGCAGCCUUGCCAAAGAGGCCCACGUAUCCAACCUUGCCUGAAGAACCUAAGGUUGAAAGAAAUCUCCUUUGCAGAGUUGGUGUCCGACUUCCAGAUGGACGCCGGGUUCAGCGUAACUUCUUACGCUCUGAUCCUAUUCAGCUGCUGUGGUCAUUCAUUUCUGCUCAGCUAGGGGAAGACGAGACAAAGCUGUUUAGAUUAACACAAGCAAUUCCUGGAGCAUCUAAGAAUCUGGACUAUGAAAGCAAUUCAACCUUCGAGGAAUCAGGCCUUGCUAACUCCAUGAUUUCAGUGACUUGGGACUGAGUUCAGAUUCAUUGGUAGGUUGAAUUUUCAGACCUGAGAAAUUCGGUUUGGUGAUACCUAUUUAUAUGGAUCCCGUUUUUCACCUUUCGGUAUGAGGCUAGUUUAUAUUCAGAGAAAACGGGAAGUUUUAUUUAACUUUUUGUGUGUAUAGACUAUGAAUCUGAAUGAUGGGUAUCAUUAACGAAAAUAUAUCAAGGUUUUUAGUUCUCUCCUAAUGCUUUGUUCGAAGACAAAAAGUUUACUGGACAAAUGUUUGCUGGUACUCUGGUAGUAGUGACUUAACUUUGUCCGUUUGUGUUUUAAUUGAAAAAUUGGCUUCAGCGUGGAAAGCAGUUCUCCAUGCACCCUAA